AAGAAGAAGAAGAAUUUCAUUAGGUGAAAAAUUUGAAACUGCUGCUAGAAAAGCAAAUUUAUAAAGUGAAUUGAGAAAACCCUGUUUGCCAGGAUGGUAAAAAUAACACUACCCAAUCAGGAGGAGCGGUGGGAAUUGCUGGGUUCCCGCAUUAAGAACCUGAGCAACUACUACAAGAUCGCCGACAACGUGUGUCCGCUGGAAAUUGCGGCCCGGACCAAAAAUUUUACGGAGGAUGAGCUUUGUCAACUGGUGCACCGUGCAGCCAGUGAGGCCUGUGCCCGGGUCUCCUCCACCAACGGAGAUCUGGAUGGGGAAGGUUUGCAAGUCAUGCUUGAAGAUUUUCUGAAUGCCCUGAAGGGGCUGGUGCCCAGAUUCGGGGUGCAAAGGGAGACCCUUGAGCAGAUAAUGCCAAAUGGAUUUCUCUACUAUCGUGAGAGCAAGAAACGGGAUGAGUUGAUCGAUUUUCCAGUUGAAGGAUUGUCCUGCCAGUUGAUCGAGGGUGAUCCCAAGUCUGGUCUGUCAACCGUUGCUGCUAAAAUGGCACUGGAAAGUGGCUUCCCCUUUGCAAGACACAUUUCGGCCGCAGAUUUAAUGGACCUCGGCGAGUCCGCCAAAAUUCAGUAUAUACGGAAUGUCCUAGAAGAUGCAUAUGUUUCCCGGCGCAGCUGCGUUAUCUUUGAUGAUCUAGAGCGAAUCCUGGACUACGGAGCCCUGGGAAUGCGGUACUCCAACGCAAUACUUCAAAUGCUGAUGGUUCUCCUUAGGAAACAACCGCCCAGGGGCCACGGGCUGGUCAUCCUGUGCACUUCUAAUCGCCGCGAUGUCCUGCAGCAGCUGGGCAUGAUGCCAGUCUUCACUGCCGUACACCAUGUGCCCAAUCUCUCCACGCCGGCUGAAGUCAUGGCCGUAAUGGAAGCUUCUAAGCGAUUCGAACCCGAGGAGAUGGGACAGAUUAAAGACGCCAUGAAGGGCAGGCACAUCUCCAUGGGCAUCAAGCGGCUGCUUGAUCUGAUGACCUGGGUCAGUCCCCUCAAGCCGGAUCGUCGUGCUGCCAAAUUCCUCGAGAAAACGGGCGAAGCAAUGGGGUGGGAAGAACACCGACUUUGAUUCCCCAUCACCCACCGCUUUGAGUACCUCAAUAAUUUUAAGAAUGCAGGCAGAGUUCUGAGUACCCCAUUAAUUAAAAAAAAAUCCAAUUCUUUUUUUUUAGUUUUGUAAACAAUCUUCGAAGGCAAUUCCGUCCUGGCAUUAAAGAACCAGUUUCACAAAAGGACUUUGAAGGUCUAUAUUAUAAUCCAAAUGCAUUUAUUGUACCGGUCUUAGGACCAAAAAGAGCAGCCUAACUAUGUGAUUGGCAUAACCCAUAUUUUAAGAUGUUUUUACUAACAAAGUAUUAUUUUUAUACAAAAGAAAUAAACGAAUGCCCAAUAUUUA
Drosophila elegans is the source of this 1437-nucleotide messenger RNA. RefSeq names its product vesicle-fusing ATPase 2. Gene Ontology annotation, biological process: Golgi to plasma membrane protein transport; intra-Golgi vesicle-mediated transport; SNARE complex disassembly. Gene Ontology annotation, molecular function: ATP binding; ATP hydrolysis activity. The transcript has a single exon. The coding region runs from base 94 to 1110 and encodes 338 amino acids. The record is from RefSeq and is a predicted model, not a curated record. Gene Ontology annotation, cellular component: Golgi stack. Lineage: Eukaryota; Metazoa; Arthropoda; Insecta; Diptera; Drosophilidae.